Messenger RNA from Anopheles funestus (African malaria mosquito), 9070 nucleotides. RefSeq names its product plexin-B (gene PlexB). Lineage: Eukaryota; Metazoa; Arthropoda; Insecta; Diptera; Culicidae. The record is from RefSeq and is a predicted model, not a curated record. Gene Ontology annotation, cellular component: semaphorin receptor complex. Gene Ontology annotation, biological process: regulation of cell shape; motor neuron axon guidance; regulation of cell migration. Gene Ontology annotation, molecular function: semaphorin receptor activity; protein binding.
CAAGUUGGACGAAAAAUAACGUCACAAUCAAGCAUGAUUUUACGAAAGUGUCAGCGGCGUCCAUCUUUGAACGAAACAAAUUCCAAAAUUGGAUACCUUUUAACGAAGCAUAUGUCAAAAAGGGCCCAUCUUUUAACGAAACGAAAGAAUAAAAGAAAGAAUCUAUUAAUCUUGUCAUAAACAAGUUUGGCCAUAAACAAAUAGAAAAAAAAACGAAAGAACAUUGGAAAGGUGCGCGGAGUGGCCUACACUUUUUCGCUCGUUUCAUGUAUGAAAUCGGUUAAUUCGGUGCCUUCGGUACGGCGGAAAACGCGUAUUAACGGUCACGGCACCGCGAUUCAGUGGCAGUGCGUACGGAACGGUUGCCGUUGCCGUCGAAAUCUAACACCGAUUCUGUGGCCGAUUCAUGUGUGGUACGGCCAGCCAUUCGAUACGAAGGGGCAGCAAGAUGGCGGCCGCCUACUAAGAAAGAAGACACACACAGGCAAAACGACAACGGGAGAGACCCCCGUUUUUUUUUCCUCGGUCGCAUAAAGUGAAGAUCGUGGUGAAAGUGUAUUAUUUUCCAGCUUUUCCGUUUGUGUUUUCUUGUUUUCGGGUGUGAGUGUUUUUCCUUCCCCCGAAUAGUGUGUGAUUGAGUGUAAUUUUUGGUUGGUGAUUUUUCGUUUGCUCAGUGUUCUCGUGUUCGUGUCUCAAUUCCCCUUACCUUACGGGGUACACGGGUUUGCAGUGUGGUGUGUAGUGCGCGGGGGUGUGUUUGGGAGCGGGGGUCGGAGGCCAAGAAAACGUGAGCGGAGCCGGAGCAGCAGCAUUUCGGCUUCCUUGUACCGGGCCAAAGGAAGGAUGUGACAAUGGAAAUGUGCGAAUCGUAAUGGAUGCAACGAGCGGCGGAGCGUAUUGGGUAAUUAACGCAAGAACACAACAACGCAACCACUCAACAACGCCACCAACAACGACGAGGGGGCGAAGAAGGAGGCGAGCAAUAGGGACACCCCGCUGCUGCAGCCAACGCCGCCAAACGUGCAGAGGGCGACAAUUGCAGCGGUGCAUUCGGAUAGGGAAUUAAGAACAAAACGGAAGCAAGAAAGAAAAUCCACACACAGCCGCACGAAACUAGACACAGACACAAACACACACACAGAGGGACGCGAGCAUAAAGCACGCCACCGCACUGUAGUGGCUAUUUACGCGAAACGGCAAAAGAUUCCGCACGUCGUCGUCUGGCACAGUGGCACAAAAAAAGGGUGCGUGUGAGUGAGAAAGACAAUAUAGACACAAUAAAAGAAGCCGCGCAAAACAGGGGGAGGCUCGUCUCGUAAGCGUUUGUUGUUGCAGGCUUGAACGGCAGCAGUAUGAGUAUGCAACUGCUACUACGAUUGAUAUUGCUCCGGUUGGUCGGUGGCAUGCUGCCGCUGGAUGCUGUGCUAAAGGGCAAACAACAACCGUCCACGUCUGCCGGUGGUGCCGAACACGGUGGACACCAGCAGCAACAGCAGCACCGUCAGCAGCAACAUGCGCACGGUCCGAGCGUGCUGGACGAUAUCGUUGCCCGGUACAGUCUGCCGAACGGGACCAGCCGCUUCACCCAUCUUACGUACGAUCCCACCAGGCGCAUAUUCUAUGCCGGCGCCACCAAUCGGGUGUUACAGUUGAAUGAAAAUUUGACGCUACUCCGUGAAGCCAUUACCGGACCGAAGCUAGAUUCGGCCCAGUGUCAUGCGGCCGGCUGUCCGCCCGACGUGCUGGACAGUGUGGAAACGGACAACUACAACAAGGUGCUGCUGUACAACCGGGACGGCGAUACGCUGAUUGCGUGCGGCAGUGUACAUCAGGGUGCGUGCGAAAUAUACUACUUAAGCGGCCGCUUUCCCGACUCGUCGAAACCGAUCGAGGUGGCACUGGCGGCGAAUGAUGAGCGAUCGACAACGUACGCAUUUGUCGGACCGAGCCGGUAUCAGUCGUGGAAGAAGGAAGACAUCAUGUACGUCGGUACGACGUUCACGAAUGUGGGCGAUUAUCGGCAUGAUGUGCCCGCUAUCUCAUCCCGCCGGUUGGACGAUUUAACGUACGCGGAAUUUUCCAUCCAACAGUCGAACAUUAACAUCGACGUAAAGUAUCGUGACCAUUUUUUGGUUAAUUAUCUGUACGGAUUCAACAGCACCGAGUAUGCGUAUUUCGUGCUGGUACAGAAAAAGUCUCACCUAGCGGAUGAAGCCGGUUACGUGACACGGUUGGCACGUAUCUGCGUGAAUGAUCCCAAUUACGAUAGCUACACGGAGGUAACAAUUACCUGCAUGGUAAAUGGGACGGAUUAUAACAUCCUGCGGGAUGCCAAGUUGGCCCAGGCAGGUCAAAAGUUAAGCAACGAUAUGGGAAUCAAGCGUGAAGAUUAUCUGCUAGUGGCCGUUUUUUCACCCUCGAAAGAAAUUACCGACGAGCCGCAAAACCGAUCCGCCAUCUGCAUGUACAGCCUGAAGGACAUCGAGGAAGUGUUUAACGAAAACAUUCAUUCCUGUUUCAACGGAACAAUAAAGGAUCGCAAUCUUGGAUACAUUUCGGGCACGAUCAACGAUGGCAAGUGUCCGGUGGCUGGAUCGUUGGGCAAUAUAUUUAGCUUCUGUCACGUUGGGUUAAAAAUUAGCGGUGUCACACCGGUGAUCGCAUCGGCCCGUUUUGCGUUCGGUGAAGGUGUUUCGCUUACCUCGAUCGCGGUUACCAACAUCGGACCGCAUACGCUUGCGUUCGUCGGUAGCAACAAUGGGUGGAUUCGGAAGGUGCUACUGUCCGGCAGGGAAGCGGGUGAAUACGAGCGUUUGUUGGUCGAUGAGGAAGGUUUAUCAAUCCUGCCGGACACAAUGUUUGCUCCAUCGAACGAUCAUCUUUAUGUGCUUUCCGAGCGAAAGGUGAUUAAGAUGAAGGUGGAACACUGUGGAACGUUUGGCAAUUGUUCCGCCUGUCUGGAAUCGCGCGAUCCGUACUGUGGCUGGUGUUCGCUUGAAAAACGCUGCACGGUACGUACGGCCUGUCAGAAGGAUACAAGCGCAGCUCGCUGGCUCUCGAUCGGUACCGGGCAGCAAUGCAUUGAUUUCGAAAUGGUAGCACCCGAUCGUGUACCGGUUGGUCAAAUGUCGGUCGUUCGGUUAGUGAUUAAAACGCUUCCCGAGCUACCGCACAACGCGCAGUACCGGUGUGUGUUUGGUAACGCAACACCGAUCGAUGCGAACGUCACGAAGGAAGGUUUGAUCUGUACAACACCACCGGUUGGAGAGCGACCCACCAUACCGGACGGGCAGGAUCACGUGCUAGUACCGCUGAGUGUUCGUAGCUCCGAGACGAAUAAGGAUUUUGUGUCACGUAGCUUCGCUUUCUACGAUUGCACCAGUCACGACACGUGUCGGAAGUGUUUGGUCAGCAAUUGGGGAUGCCACUGGUGCAUUUAUGAUAAUAGGUGCGCUUUCAACACAACUGCCUGCCGCAAUUCGGCCAAUAUCGUACAGAAUGAAGCGUCCUGUCCACGGUUGAAGCAACGCGCCGGCCCGAUACUGUUGCCGAACAAGGUGCCGAAAGAAAUUCGACUCGAGAUCGAAAAUCUGCCACGGCCCCAGAGUGCGCACACUGGGUUCCUCUGUACGGUGAACAUUGAGGGUGCACACAUGGUGCUGCCGGCCCGUGUCGAAGCCAACAAAUACAUUGUGUGCGAGAAAACAUUGUAUUCAUACGAAGCGGCCACCAACGAGUAUGAAGCAACGGUUGAUGUUAACUGGAAUCGGAAUCACUACAUCGAUACAGUGACGGUCGUGCUGUACAAGUGUGAAAUACUCGGCUCACAUCGGGACCAUGCCGACUGCAGUUUGUGUGUGACGCGCGAUCCUAAGUAUCAGUGUACCUGGUGUGGACAGCAGUGCAGCUACAACGAAUCAUGCCUCGAUGGUGGCGGUUCGAUGAUGAUGCGGGGCCGUGGGGAAGAUGGUGGCUGUCCGCGACCCCGUAUCGAUCUGAUCAAACCACUGAGCGGUCCGAUCGAGGGUGGUACGCUGGUUACGAUCGAGGGCAGCAAUCUGGGUAUACGCGAGGAAGAUGUACGGGGCCGUAUACAUAUCGGCGAGGUACCGUGCGAACUGGAACGGUACGAAAUAUCGGUCCGUAUCGAGUGCCGCACCGGGCCAGUACGGUCGGAAAUGUCCGCACCGGUUAAGGUGGGCAAUGAAGCGGGCUAUACCAUGUCGAGUGUUGAGUUUCGGUACCGGGACGUACAGCUCGAAGGUCUUAGCCCAACGAUGGGACCACAGUCGGGUGGUACGAAGCUAUCCAUCAUCGGCAAGCACCUGAACGUGGGUACGGCUGCGAUCGCUUAUCUGGAUGAUUACGAGUGUCGUAUCAAUCGCACACAAGCGUCCUCGAGCCGGCUUACAUGCGUAACGUCAGCGGCCCGCUCACCGGAACACAUACGUGUGCUGACGCUUCGGAUCGAUGGUGCAAACCGGACGCUUGCCUGCAGCACCAGCGGAGCAAAUGCGACUCCGACCGGUGAACGGUUGCGUGGAUCAACGUACGGUGCGGCUGGUACCUAUCACAGCCGGUACGAAACGUGCAGCGUGUACAACUACACGGUCGAUCCGAAGAUCAUGCAAAUAAAGCCGUUGAAAAGCUUCCUCAGCGGUGGCCGUAUGAUGACGGUGCACGGUACCAACCUGGACGCGAUACAGCUGCCAGAGAUCGAGGUGUAUCUGAACGAUGAGCGGCUGAACAGAUCUACCUGUACCGUGCUGAACUCGAACCAGAUGGAAUGCCCAUCACCGUCUGUACGUGAGGCAUGGUCCGCGCUGCAACAGCAGCAGUCGCUGUUGCGCAAUCUAAGCGUCGCGCCGGGCGAUUAUUCACCGCCGCGCAUGCUGUCCGGUUUCGUAUCGGCCGAUGCGUUCCGUUCCUAUCCAGCAGCAACCUCCUACGGCUUCGAUGCCGAUGCUGCUACCGUCCCAGUAUUCGCUGACGUCGACCAGCUGCAGCUGCUGCUACAGAUCAACUUCCUGAUGGAUAGCGUCCUGUCGGUGCGCAACCUGCCAAAACAUUUUCAAAAUCUACGCUCGGCCAUUGUUUACGUGGAGGAUCCGGUAUACCAACCGUUUCCGAACACGGUCAAGAUGUACAAAGGUGACACGCUUGUGAUUGAGGGUGAGCAUCUGAAUGCGGCUAGCGACGAAACGGAUGUUAACGUCACGAUCGGUAUGGCGCAAUGCAACGUAACGAGCCUGGCACCGACCCAGCUCGUGUGUACGCCGCCGCUAGAGCAACCUGCCCCGACCGAUGAGAACGGAGUUCCUACUGUAAAAGACUUGCCCCUGGUCGUGGUUCGUGUGGGUCGUAAUUUACGCUUCCCUAUAGGUUUUAUCAAGUACGAUCUUAUCAAACCGUACGCGUUUUCGCACAUUCUGUUCGGCGUAAUUGUGAGUGGUAUCUUCUUUGUGCUGUCGCUGCUUGCCAUUCUGUUUAUCUACCGUCGGAAGAGUACACUGGCGGAGCGUGAGUACAAGCGCAUUCAGAUACAGAUGGACACGCUCGAAAGUAAUGUGCGCAUGGAGUGUAAGCAAGCGUUUGCCGAACUGCAAACGGAUAUGACAGAUCUGACGGCCGAUCUCGAGAGUUCCGGUACGCCCACGCUCGAUUUGGUCAAUUACGUAAUGAAGGUGUUCUUUCCGGGCGUAUCGGACCAUCCGGUGCUGUUGGCGAAUGGGGCCAAAUUGCACGGCCAUCAUCAUCACGGUCAUCCGCACCAUGCUGGACACCAUGGUCAUCCGCAUCAGCGCACGAACUACGAUCAGGCGAUGGUACUGUUCGAACAGUUGAUCAACAAUCGGGUCUUUUUGCUGCUGUUUAUCGAUACACUUGAAGCGCAGAAAACAUUCACCAUAAGGGACAAGGUAAACGUAGCGUCGCUGCUCAUGAUAGUGCUGAUGAAUCAGAUGGAUUAUGUCACAGACAUAUUGAAAAGUUUGCUGCUGCGGCUGAUUGACAAAUCGGUAAUGACUAAACACCCGCAGCUGAUGCUCCGCCGGACGGAGAGUGUCGUCGAGAAGAUGUUGACCAACUAUAUGGCACUCUGCAUGUACGACUAUCUGCGCAAUUACGCCGGCAAUUCGCUCUUUCUGCUGUACAAAGCGAUCAAGCACCAGAUCGAGAAGGGUUUGGUCGAUGCGGUUACGCACGAUGCCCGGUAUUCGCUGAGCGAGGACCGGCUGCUGCGCGAACAGAUCAUGCAUAGUGUCGUCACGCUGCACAUCAUUCAGGACGAUCUGGACGAGAAGGUGCAGUGCAAGGUGCUGGACUGCGAUACGAUCAGCCAGGUGAAGAGCAAGGUGCUGGAUGCGCUGUUUAAGAACACACCAUUCUCGCUGCGUCCGAGCGUGCACGAUCUCGAUCUCGAAUGGCGUCAUGGCCGGGGUGGUCAUUUGGUGCUGCGGGACGAGGACGUCACGACCAAAUCGGUGCACGGUUGGAAGCGCCUCAAUACGCUUGCUCACUACGGUGUAAAGGAGUCGGCCGUAAUGUCGCUGGUCGCGCGGCCACACGAUGGUUACAAUACGCCCGGGCGUCACAUCUUCCCUUACUGUUACUACAUCAACAAUCCGCCGUCCUCCAAUCAUCAGCUAUCGUCGACGACUUCGCCGCACGGUGCAAGUGGCCCAGGUUCUGGUAGCAGCGGCACAAUGGGACCGGCCCAUACGACCGACACAUUGUUAGCCGGUAGUGCCAGCCACCAUCACCAUCAUCAUUCACACCACGUACAGCAAGCGGCGGCAGCACAUGCGGCCGCACAACAACAGCAGCAGCAACAGCAGCAGCAACAGCAACAACAACAGCAACAGUCGCAGGUCGGCGUGUUCCAUCUGGUAAAACCGAUGGAUGAUCGUUUCUCGACGCUUUCGUCAUACGAUCAGCACGGAUCGUCCUCGUCGGCGCACGGUGCAUUGUACGGUGGUGGCCCGGGCAGUGGUAGCCACCAUAAGGCAAUACCGGAGAUCUUUCUGACGCGCCUGCUCGCGACCAAGGGCACGAUACAGAAGUUUGUCGACGAUCUGUUCGCGACGAUACUGACGGUGAAUGAGGCACUGCCGCCGGCGGUCAAGUGGCUGUACGAUCUGCUCGAUGCGGCCGCCCGCCACCACGGCAUACACGAUCCGGAGGUGAUACAUGCGUGGAAGUCGAACGGAUUGCCAUUACGGUUCUGGGUGAACUUCAUCAAGAAUCCCGACUUCAUCUUCGACAUCUACAAAACGCCCUCGGUGGACGUGUGCCUGAGUGUGAUCGCGCAAACGUUCAUGGACGCGUGCUCCACGACCGAGUACCGUCUGGGGAAGGAUUCACCCUCGAACAAGCUAUUGUUUGCGAAGGACUUACCUCAGUAUCGGGAAAUGGUUUCCAAUUUCUACGCCGACAUUGCCAUGAUGCCUCAAAUCAGUGAUCAGGAGAUGCGAAGCGCCAUGCAAAGGUUAUCCAUCCACCAGCAGCAGUUCGAUACGUUAGCAGCAUUAAAGGAACUCUACAUUUACGUUAGCAAGUAUCGUUUACAGAUUAAGGAAGUAUUAGAAAUGGACUUGACGGCAAGCAAGUUACAUUUAGCGCAUAAGCUUGACCUCGUCGCAGCUACAUUAGAAGAUGAUGAGUGCAAAACGAUUGAUUAUUAUGAAUAACAACAAAUGCCAGCCGGGACGACAACGACGAGAAAGAAGCGACAGUUUUUAACGAAUGGCCAUAUUUUAAAGCACGCAGCGAGCACACCUGCGUGAAAUCUUAGUGAAAGCAUUUAAACAAACAAACAAACACAAACACACACACACAGAAGAAGUAUAACAGUAUAACAAUGUGCUCUUCCGUCUUCGAUUCGUACACUUUUCCCAAUUUCCCACGCCACGGAAGCGGGGUCCGGUUUUUAUUGGGGUUAGGUGGGGGAAAUGUAGCGGUGCCGAGCGAAAAAAAGGUAUUACAGGUAGUUAAUGGGCACCCGGCCGCCAUUCCUCGCGAAACGAAACGGCGCAUGCAAAAUGGGAAGCAUUUAAUAGUUUAAAUAGCCGUACACUCUACUUAAUCUUCGGGCACCCGAAACACGGACCGAACGAUGUCUUUUGAGCCUAGUGAAAAACGAUGAGGGAAGGGGGGGGAAGGCCGACGUAACAUUGGAAGAAACGCGGAUAGUGCAUUAACGCACCGAUAAGAGUAUAGCGAGCGAUGACGUGAAGAUGAUGGGACAUGUUAUGUCCAUUUAUUUAUAGUGUUCAAAAGAAGAAGAUAAGGGGAGAGAAAUACGAGAUGAAUAAGAUGACAGAUGAUUAUACUCAAACUCCUCACGAUCACGAAGCUCUCUCGGCGUCACCGUUCCCGAUCUCAUAUCCUCCACCGCCCUGGAAGGAGGGCGGAAGAGAGGAGGGGGGUACAGGAGAUGCCACAAUUUAGCGGAAACACAGGAGGAGGACCGGAGCCGUUUGUUAGGUGGGCUCUUGCAUUUUAAAAUGGAUAGCAUCUAAGUUUUUUCCAGCCACUCUUAAUUAUUCUCUGAUCGGAGUUAUUUUUUAAACAAACGCAAUAGAUUUGCGGUGCAAAUAUGCAGCAGAAUCUUUCUUGCGCGACACAGCGAGAAACAUAUAUACUCACGCCCACAAGAUCUGAACAGUCAGAGCAGGUGCAUCACGUAAAGAAAUGAAAUUAAAAACAGAAAGACGAUUAUAGUCAGAAUUAGGAAUGAAAGUUAAUGAACAAAAAAAAUGAGGGAAAAGAAAAAAAACAGUGAUAAGGAACUACAAUUCAAACAGAAACAAACAAAACAGACACCUUGGAAGAAAGACAAGAGAAAAUGUGACUGAUUGAAAUAAUAUACAAAAAGAGGAAAAAAAAAACACAAGCGCGAAAGGGAAGUAAAUAGUUUGAAAGAGCUAUAGGAAGGAAGCGUGCAAUGCAUUUUCUCGAAAAUGCAGAACGCCAUGUGACUUUUCCUAGGGGUGCGGAAAUCGAAACAAAAGUACACAGUGUGUAAAUAAAACAAUUCCGUCUGAUGAUGAAUAUGACAGUGAUACAUAAA